This is a messenger RNA of Botrytis cinerea B05.10, 1372 nucleotides long. RefSeq names its product Bcbud31 (gene Bcbud31). Gene Ontology annotation, cellular component: nucleus; spliceosomal complex. Gene Ontology annotation, biological process: mRNA splicing, via spliceosome. The record is from RefSeq and is a predicted model, not a curated record. The transcript is spliced from 2 exons. Bases 178 to 621 code for a protein of 147 amino acids. NCBI's taxonomy places the organism in Eukaryota, Fungi, Ascomycota, Leotiomycetes, Helotiales, Sclerotiniaceae.
GAAUGAAUGACAGCUUGCUUGCUUGCUUCACCCCGCUACGAAUCAUAUAUCUCAUCGACGUUCACAUAGCUACGAUCUCACUCUCUACACCUGGAUACACCACGAUACCUCACGAUAGUUUACUACAAUUGUUGUCAACCUCAUAACUACUACGAUUACCACACAAAAACCGCAACCAUGCCUGCCAUCCGCCACUCCUCCAAGCGCAAAGCUCCCCCAAAUGGCUACAGCGAUAUUGAAGAUUCUCUCCUCGUCUACAGCAACAAAAUGAAAGAUGCCAUUGCAGCCCCACCAUCCACUGGUCCCCGCCAUCAAGCCACUUGGGAAAUCACACAAAUAAAUCACCAGCGAAGUAGAUACGUUUGGGAUAUGUACUGUGAAGAGAAGAUCAGCAAGGCAUUAUAUGAUUGGUGUGUGAAGAACGGUCAAUGCGAUGCGACGCUCGUGGCGAAAUGGAAGAAGGAGGGCUACGAGAAGUUGUGCUGUCUUAAAUGCGUCCAAACGAAAGAGACAAACUUUAACUCUACCUGUAUAUGCCGGGUCCCGAAGGCAGAUCUGAAGGAGGAUCAGGAGAUUCAAUGUGUUAGUUGCGGAUGCAGAGGUUGUGCUUCGAGUGAUUAGGCGAGCGGCCUUCUUGCAGCUUGUUCGCGGAUGUACUAUUACAUUUGCGCUUUUGGGUGGAUUGCAGAAAUUCGAGGACAGUGUUGGCUUCAUUCAAUGGAGUGAUGCGUGUCAUUUGGGUAAUGAUGACCAGAGAACCAACGUCUUUCUAGGAUCAUUGUGGGAAGAUUCCAGGAGACAUCCUAUUUGAGAUGACAGAGGAGGAAUAAAACAAUUUGGCAAGCAUCAUUUGCUUUGUAUACUUUAAUGAUACCAGUAUUUGGCAUUUGGCGUUAGGGUAUGGCAUCUGGGUCGGGAGGGAAAGGGAACAGCCAGAGAGAGAUUGGUCAAAGACUAGGAGUAUUGAACGCAAAGUAUUAGAGAUGGGCAGUAUGGAAGGGACAUGCAAGCAUGUUGCGGCAUUCAUUCACCGGGGGCAUCAUCAAGGACGAGGAGGGGGUCUUGAAGGAGUCCCGGAGCCCAGCACCACUUCUUUCGCAGUCUCAUGGCAAGAAAAAUAGUCGAAAAGGCUCAUGACGCGUUUUCAGAGGGCCGAGCUGCUGGCCUUUUUCCUAAUGAGAAUGGAGUGGUAUUUGGGGUUUACGACGGGUAUCUGAACAAUCCGCGUUUCUGGGGGAGAUUCGCAUAUGUUGCAUUUGUUUUGAGAAAGCAAUAGUCUCAAUAGUAAUAAAGAAGGAGAAAUCAGUAUCCGAUUAACCCAACCAAAUUGAGGAUUGAGAAAAAAUCUCCAAAUGCGGAUGUGAAAUCUCCA